This is a messenger RNA of Ascochyta rabiei, 423 nucleotides long. Its product is annotated as 60S ribosomal protein L23A. Gene Ontology annotation, biological process: translation. The transcript is spliced from 4 exons. Gene Ontology annotation, molecular function: large ribosomal subunit rRNA binding; structural constituent of ribosome. Gene Ontology annotation, cellular component: cytosolic large ribosomal subunit; ribosome. The coding region runs from base 1 to 423 and encodes 140 amino acids. Lineage: Eukaryota; Fungi; Ascomycota; Dothideomycetes; Pleosporales; Didymellaceae. The record is from RefSeq and is a predicted model, not a curated record.
AUGGCAUCCAAGCGCGGUCGUGGUUCCUCCGGUAACAAGCUGAGGAUGACCCUCGGUCUUCCUGUCGGCGCCGUCAUGAACUGCUGCGACAACUCGGGCGCCCGCAACCUGUACAUCAUCUCCGUCAAGGGCAUUGGUGCGCGUCUCAACCGCCUGCCCGCUGGUGGUGCCGGCGACAUGGUCAUGGCCACCGUCAAGAAGGGAAAGCCUGAGCUCAGGAAGAAGGUCAUGCCCGCUGUCAUUGUCCGCCAGAGCAAGCCCUGGAGGCGAGGUGAUGGUGUCUUCCUCUACUUCGAGGACAACGCCGGUGUCAUCGUUAACCCCAAGGGUGAGAUGAAGGGCUCCGCCAUCACCGGCCCCGUUGCCAAGGAGGCUGCUGAGCUGUGGCCGCGUAUCGCGUCCAACUCCGGUGUCGUCAUGUAA